AUGGUUGCCAAUGUAACACAAUUGCCUCUCGGAGCCUUACAGCCACUAACAGCCUUUAUACAGUUGCUCCUUGCAGCCGCACUACUUUGCCACGCCACUGCACCAUUAGAACACAUUAGCAGCCGCACCAUACGACUAUUGGAAUUUCAGCACGACCCCAUUGCCUCCUCCUUCACCUUGCAACAUCAAGAGCCAGGCACCGACACCGCCACCUAUGACGGUACCGCCAUUCAAGACUACCUCAAUGCCAUCUCGGGCCACAUCUCGGUCUUGGAGCAAAUCUAUUCACUCCCUCUUUUGCCAUCACAAUUGACGUAUGCAUUUGAGUACGCGUCCAAUGGAGCCCUAGCCCAUGUGCCUUUGGGCCCAAUGCACACCACUUUUCCAGAUCCACACAGUAAAAUGGAACUUAGCUUAGGGGUUGAUCAGCCCGUACAAAGGGUUGACAACCAAAACAAUUUGAUUGGCCGACUACUAGGGCAAAUCAACUUGAGUCAGGGCUUUGACCUUGGAUCCCAGGACAAGGAGAGGAAGACGCAUGGGAAUACUGAUGCACAGUUCGAGAGGUUCCAGGCACGUAGGACAAUGACAAAAGGGCAGGGGAGAGAACAAGAACUUGAUGUUCAGCACCCAGGCGAGACACAGACAUCUGCAAGCUAA
This is a messenger RNA of Prunus armeniaca (apricot), 660 nucleotides long. NCBI's taxonomy places the organism in Eukaryota, Viridiplantae, Streptophyta, Magnoliopsida, Rosales, Rosaceae. The record is from the annotation of a GenBank genome assembly.